Messenger RNA from Trichogramma pretiosum, 3925 nucleotides. RefSeq lists its product as uncharacterized. The record is from RefSeq and is a predicted model, not a curated record. The coding region runs from base 2753 to 3568 and encodes 271 amino acids. NCBI's taxonomy places the organism in Eukaryota, Metazoa, Arthropoda, Insecta, Hymenoptera, Trichogrammatidae. The transcript is spliced from 5 exons.
UCGAAUUCCGCGAACGAUCGAGCUGCAUCUCGAAAGCAACGUCAACGCAUAACGUUCGUCAGUUGGAGAGUUUUCACAGUCACAGUAUUGCUAAAAAAAUCAUGUCGUCUGCAUUUGAGGAAUCCGAUCAAGUGGCUGACUGUCCGAGCCCUCAUCGGGAACUCGUUCGCCUCAUUAAUAUUGUCUGGGCUGCGGCUAUGGUGGGAUUUGGUUUUUGCGACAAUUUGGCAGAAGCUCCUCAACGUUCGUUAAAAUUAUCUUUGUCGAAGCGAUUGUAGUCUCGAGAGCAUCUGUUUUGCUGUCUGGGUUUAAGUAUUGUCUAUGGUGAAUCAUUAAAAGAGAGCCACAUCGAAAGAAAAGCCUAAAGCGUAAUUCAGUCAGUCUCCAGCCUUUCAUCGAACAAGAACUGAAUUCUUAUUCUUUCGUUCAAAUUAAACUUGCCCCUUCCACACCGUCAAUCAUGUUUGAUACUAUUUCACUCUUGAAUACCAUCGAGAAUCGAAUUGUGGCCGAGUUCGUUCCGAAAAAUUUCAAAAUUCAAUUCAUAUUUUUGAUGACGGCUUGCUUCAUUCUUUUCCGUUUUAUCCACGCGUGGAAAGCUGAACGUGGACUCGAACGUGAACGUGAACUUGAACGUGCACUAGAACGAAUACGCGAACGUUAUCGUGAACAAGGCCAAGAAAGUCAACAGCAAUCGACUGUAAUUUAGAUAUAGUUUUUUAAAACAUUGCAAGUACCAUGAAUACAAAACCGCGACUUAAAUUCAAUUUUGGCAUCUUAUUGCAAAUCAAAUUUUUCGAAAAAUAAGGAAAACAAGGUCGCGCGAGAAAACCAAACUUACGGUCAGUCACAUACAAUUUCUCUUUCGCCUCUUUGUACCUUAUAAAUCUUAUUUUUCGACUGGACCUGGUUUUUGUUCAGUCAUCGUGCUGAGAAUCUCAAAAUUGAAUUGCACUAUUCUUAUAAUCCAAACGACGAUAUUCAACUACGUUUUUAGGUUCAAAUUCGAUAUCAAUCUGCAUCGAAUAACGUCAUCAUUUCAGUUGCAUUUGAAAAAUCAGUUUUCAAAAAUAAAUUCAUCAAUGCCGCUUUAUAAUUUUACUCCGCAAGACUAUUUCUAUCUAUUUUCUGUAGGCUCCGUAAUAGAUUAUAGAUUUUCAAGAAAUUCAUAAGUAACAUAUAUUCAAACACGACGUAAAUCUCGUUACUAGUGCAGACAAAAUUUAAGUGUGUGCGUGUGUGUACUGAGCGCUCUUAUUGUGUCGAAUUUUGAGAGAGCUGCUAGUUCGAAAAGCGACGAGAGCAAAUCUACGUUCAGUCAGUGACGAUUUUCCGUGCAACUCACAUCUCAUAUUUUAGAGUUUUAUCUUUCGCCUGGACUAAUUUCGUCCUAUCCCGCUCUACAGAAAUGAUUAAAACCAUGUCAUACGUAUAUCUAAUGAUAUACGUCAUUAUUCCACUCGCAACGUUAGCAAUGUGCGAAACUUUAGUUAGACCUCAUUUACGAUUUCCAGUGUUUUUCUUUAUCACCUCAUCCUACUUGUUUCGACCGAGUCAAGUCUUUAGAAAAUUCGUCUAUUUUAUUGGUCUUUGGUUGGUUAAAACAUGGGUCAAUCAUUACAAUCAACAGCAGGCGACGUAAAUUUAUUUUCUCGUAACAAGUGUUUACAAAAUUCCAAGGGUGUGUGUGUGUGUGUGUGUUUGUGUUAUGGCGAGAGCGAGCUGCCCGUUGAAAAGCGAGGGAAGCCAAUUAACGUUCGAACAGAUACGAUUCUCCUCUCGACCGAUACACACGUUUUAUUUUUCGACUGGACCAAUUUUGUCCUUUUAACUCUCAGUGAUCAUCAUGGACGACCAACAAUUAUGUCAGUUAACCUGGUGGGAAAAUUUUGUAAAGUUCGUUUUCGAAAAUAGGCAGUCUGUCGUUACAUUGUUGUCAUUUGUGUAUAUCAACUUAAAUUAUCCCAUGUAUGAUAGUCCUCGAGUGUACCUGUUAACGUAUCUCAGUACAGUUUUUUUUGCAUGUUUGUUCAGUCUUUUCGGGAUUCAGUAAUGUGGACGUAUAGCUAAAUUCAUCUAGCUACGUAAUCUUUAAAAUAAAUGUAAGUUUCUUACACUUUUGGGGGGGGGGGGCCAAUUAUACAUUUUUAUAUAAAAUUGUCGACGCGAGUGCGUCUGUACUCAAAACGCACCCGAGCAGCCGAACUGAUUUUCCCCACCCAAGCCGGUGCUCGGCGCGCGCUUAACCCAGACUCGACAGAGAGGGAGCCUGCGGCCGAACGAAAUAUUUCAUGGGCAACCUAUAUAGACCCUUUUUAUGUAUUACAACAUGACUUAUGGUGGACUGGCUCAAUCAUGCCGACUGUGCGUAGGAGGAGGCUGCAAGGUUAAUUAAUAGGAGUGGUCAGCUGUGUAAAAAAAUGCGGUGUUCAACGACAGAAGACUAUCGCGCGACCACAUAAUGUUCGAUUCUCGAAAUAUCCUCUGUAUAUUAAUAGAGUCGCCUACCUGCAUUCAAAUGGGCUAUCAUCCAGCUAUAAAUAUAAUGUCGUUGCUGCUAAAAAAUUUGAAUAUAUUUGGACUUGGCUGAUGCUGCGGUGCUCUCUCCCCAUGAUAUGGUCUUCACACACUCUCUACAGUCUACAUCCUUGGCUCGCAAUUGCUAGAGAAAAUAAACCUGCAACCAAAAAUAUAGCUGAAAAAAUUUUUUGACAGAUAUGCAAUUUUCAAUUUUUAACAAUUCAACGACAUCAUGAUGAUUAAGAAAAUUUUCAAUGGCCUGCUCCUUGGUUGCACUUCCAAUAUCUUUGGUUUACUGGCUCCACUUCUUAUUCCACCAAUUCAUAUUGGCUUAAUUUACUAUUUUUGGCGAGACUUUUCCAGAGAAGUUGACAGAAUUUAUUGCACAUGUUCUUGCUGGGACACUGUUUUUAAAGGUUCAUAUGAAUCAGGUGUGGCUUCCUAUAAACAUAUGUACUUCAAUGCUACACCUCAAACGCUCAAAAUGUGGGUUGCUGUAGUACUUGGAGUUGUGAUCUCUUAUGAAACUUUUAAACAUUUGGCGUUGUUAGGAUUUCAACGUCAAAUACGUUGGAGCAUGUUAAUUCUCUUUAUUAGUGCAGUAUUUUCUCAUUACUAUUCUUGGUGGGUCUAUAUUAAUUACUGGAAUGAUGAUUUUUAUUCUCAGUGGUACCAUCAGUUCUUUUUUUCAAUUACUGAGCUUAUAUCUACAUUUUUUGUGAUUCAUUUGACAAAUACCAAAAAUUCUGUUACACGAAGAAAAGCUUUGAUUAUAGUAAGCAUCGCCGUACUACAUAUCCUUGCUGGUGGGUGGGACCAGUUUUAUACAAAUGUUUUGAAAGGACAAGGUUUUGCUCAUCAGAUUGUUCGUGAUUUGGGAUUCAUGAUUCCAGACAUUCUUCAUGUAAUUAUUCCAAUAUACCUAUUGGAACCUAAGAAGACAUAUUCAUUACCUGGAGCUGAGCUUCGAGAUACAAAUCUGGCAAAAGAUUUGAUGUAUAUGUUUGGUAUAGUUUUUUUCGGCCUAGUUAUAUGUUCUACAUUAUAAGUAAAUUUGAUAAAAGUAUUUACAUCACCAAGACUGUUCUCAUAAUAAGUAGUGAAAGAUUUUAGACGAAAGUUAAAAAAGUGAUAAUUUUUGAGCUGAAAAAAAACAUUUUUUAUGUGAUUUUUGAAUAGUCUCAUAAUGUUUGUUGACAAUUAGACAUAAAUGUUGAACUAAUAUGACAAAGUAAACAUAGUUGUUCAUAUUAUACUACUGUUAGAGAAAAAUAUUAGCUAGAUGAAAGAAAUUAGUCUUGUAGAAAAGUAAAAUCCAUCAUACUAAUCAACUUGAGAAUAGAUUAAAGACUGAUUUUUUUAAUGAUUUUUAAAUAUUAUGUUAUAUGUAUACCAUGAAAUUGUU